Eriocheir sinensis (Chinese mitten crab) is the source of this 2301-nucleotide messenger RNA. RefSeq lists its product as uncharacterized. The record is from RefSeq and is a predicted model, not a curated record. The coding region runs from base 186 to 1301 and encodes 371 amino acids. NCBI's taxonomy places the organism in Eukaryota, Metazoa, Arthropoda, Malacostraca, Decapoda, Varunidae. The transcript is spliced from 5 exons.
GCGCUGAAGGCGGGGCAGAAGGAGGAGCACUACGAGAGGUACUUUGCCCGUUACCUCUUCCUCCACUGCCACAGCGACCACCGUACUGUGCUCCACCAUUUCCUGCGGCAGGUGGCCCACUGCUACCCGCCCCCCCCUUGAGGGUGCUUCCCGCUGCCACCAACACUGCUGCCGCUGCCGUCGCCAUGAAGUUUGAGGACUACCGAGUGGAGGUGGCCCCCCCAUCUGCCUACUACAUCCCUAACUUCAUCACGGAGGAGGAGGAGGCGCGGCUGGUCCAGCAGAUCUAUGCAGCCCCCAAGCCCAAGUGGAAGGAGCUCUCCCACCGCCGCCUGCAGAACUGGGGUGGCCUCCCUCACCCCCGGGGCAUGGUGGCCGAGCACAUACCAACGUGGCUGCAGCAGCACAUGGACCGCAUCGCAGAGCUCGGGGCCUUCAAGGAGAAGAGACCCAACCAUGUCCUGGUGAACGAGUACUUGGCAGGACAGGGGAUAAUGCCCCAUGAGGACGGCCCAAUGUUCUACCCCACUAUCACCACCAUCAGCCUCUCCUCCCACACCAUCCUGGACCUGUACACCCCCCGACCCCCCGACCACCCAGCGAACGGGGACCAGGAGGAGAAGAGGAUGAAAGAGGAGAGUGAGAAGAAGGAAACAGAGGAGAAAGAGGACGUUAAAGAAGAAGAAAAUCACCAACGCCACUCAGCACCAGAAGAUACCAACAUGAAGCACAAAGAUAACAAGGAAAACAGAAUGGAUGAAGAGGAGGAGGGUGAAGAUAGAAAACAAAACCACCAACAACUACUACCAUCAACACCAAAAGACGAUGAUACGAGGGAAGCAAACAGCAAGGAAAACGUAAAGAAACAGAAGAUGGAGAACGACGACGCCAACACAAACGAACAAGCUACCAAGGAAAGCGACCACAGCCAACCGUCAUCGCUACAAAACCGGUAUGUUGGUUCGCUCCUCUUGGCCCCACGCAGCCUCCUUAUCCUGCAGGACUCCCUCUACACCUCCCACCUGCACGGGAUAGCCGAGGUGACGGAGGAUGUGCUCACCCACCACAUCCUGAACCUUGACCAGCAGGGGAAAGGAGGAGGAAGAGAAAGCAAAAAACAGGACGGAAAGGAAGACAAAUGGCAGGAAGGAGGAAGAGAAGAAAAACUAGAUCUAAAGGAAGGAGAGCCUCUUUACACACCUGGGAAGACCUUGACGAGAGGCACCAGGAUCUCGUUAACCAUCAGACACGUCCCCAAGGUGCUCAAAAACAAACUGUGGCUGGGGCGAGGACAGCGGUGAGGGUGGUAGUGGUGGUGACACAGUUGGCCACCAAAUGGUUAGUCCUUCAAUCAUUAGGGUAACUUAUUUGCAAAUGAGUUUUUAACCAAUUCUUAGCUCUUUUUUUCCCUGCCCUGCAAGGAUAUGGGAAACGGGGAAUAAACCUCAAACUGCUCUAGACAGAAAAAAGCCAGUACAACCAGAGAUAGUGGCCAGCACCAUUACAGGGAUAAUCUAUUAGUUUACCAUUGUAAACUAGCGGAGGACGUGAUUCUUUUUCCUGCACAGCAACACAGGGUGCCGAGUGCAGCAUCCUUCUUCAUUUUCCUGCCUGUCUUGGUACAACCACACUAAAAGUUUCAGGUUUAUAAUUUUAACAAUAAAAUUUAAUGUUUACAGUUUAUUAAUAACUUUUGUUACAAUUUUUAAAUUAACUGAUUAACGGCUAUCAAAGUUAACCUUGGUGUUAAUGAAGUAACGGUUAAUGGAGUUAACUUUGGGGUUAAACUGUGGCCAGCUGUGUAGUGGUGGUUUGUGUGUUGUGGGCACAGUGUGGUUGUGUUUGUGGGUCAGAUUGGGUGUAUCUCGCUCCUUGGUUAUCUUCUCCUUUGGUUAUCUCCUGGUUGUUUGCUCUUCUUUCCUUCCUCUUUCCUUUUCUUCUUCCUGGUUUUCUGCUCAUCUUCCUUUCCUUCCUUUAUUUCCCUCCUGGUUAUUUGCUCCUCACCCUCCAUUCCCUCCUGCUUUUCUGCAUAUCUCAUUCCUUCUUCCCUCUUUGUUAUCAUUCACUGUUUCCUCCCUCCUUCCUUCCUUUCCUGGCUCUCUCCUUCCAUAUUUGUCCCUCCUAUCUUUUUCUGUAUUUUUCUUCAUUUUCGUUUUUUUAAUCAGUCUAAGACACAAAUGCCAGCUGUUUAUUGAUUUAGCAGUGUGGAUUGUUAAUGGCGAUGAUUGAUAAGGCAUUCCUAUGAUUUAUAUACAACUGUGAUAUGGCACAAUUAGUAAGGGAGUAAAGUGAUUUUGUACA